UGAGUUGUGACAUCAUAGGUCACAAUAUCCCUGACAUUUACUUUCAGUUUGAAAGUCAGUCUGUUGUUCAGAUGUUCUUCUUCGACUCUUUUGACCGUUUGAACAAACUGUGAAGGUAGAAAGUGUGUGUGAGCUGAUGUGAAUUCAGCAGCAUGGAUCAGUGUGAGGACAGAGAGGAGGGAGUCCCUCCCUGUAAAACCACUCUGUAUGGGGAAGAUGAAAGCCAGAGCAAAGGUCAGAGGAUCCAUCAGAGACUCAAACCAGAACCAGAACCAGAACCCAGCUGUGUGUCCUUUAAGAGUGACAUGUCAAAGGUUGAACCUAUUACCUUUAAAUCUCCUGGAGCUCCACCAUCAGAGAGAAUGGACCAACAGAGCUCAGAGGUUCCAAGUUGUCCGUCUGUCCAGCAGCAUCAAACACAGCUGGACUCCAUAUUUAUGCUGCUGGAGGACAAUAUUGUCACAUUUGUGAAGAACGAGCUGAAGAACAUCCAGAAGGUUCUGAGUCCAGAUUACCCAGAAUACCCAGAGAGUCAGACAGAAGAUGAUGGGGUGUUAGAAGGUGAUGAAGAGCAGAGGAGGAGCAGCAGAGAGGCACUGAUGAAGAUAACGCUGAACUUCCUGAGGAGGAUGAAGCAGGAGGAGCUGGCUGACCGUCUGCAGAGCAAACAUCUUGCUGCAGUUUGUCAACAUCAACUUAAAUCUGGUCUGAAGAAGAAGUUCCGGUCUGUGUUUGAGGGAAUUGCUAAAGCAGGAAGUCCAUCUCUUCUGAACCAGAUCUACACAGAGCUCUACAUCACAGAGGGAGGGACUGGAGAGGUCAAUGAUGAACAUGAGGUCAGACAGAUUGAAACAGCAUCCAGGAAACCAAACAGACCAGAAACAACAAUCAGACAAGAAGACAUCUUUAAAGUCCCACAUGGAAGAGAUCAACCAAUCAGAACAGUGAUGACAAAGGGAGUGGCUGGCAUUGGGAAAACAGUCUUAACACAGAAGUUCACUCUGGACUGGGCUGAAGACAAAGCCCACCAGAACAUCCAGUUCAUAUUUCCAUUCACCUUCAGAGAGCUGAAUGUGCUGAAAGAGAAUAGGUUCAGUUUGGUGGAACUUGUUCUUCACUUCUUUAGUGAAACCAAAGAAAUCUGUAGCUUUGAACACUUCCAGGUUCUGUUCAUCUUUGAUGGCCUGGAUGAGAGUCGACUUCCUCUGGACUUCCACAACAAGGAGAUCCUGACUGAUGCUACAGAGUCCACCUCAGUGGAUGUUCUGCUGACAAACCUCAUCAGGGGGAAACUGCUUCCCUCUGCUCUCCUCUGGAUAACCACACGACCUGCAGCAGCCAGUCAGAUCCCUUCUCAGUGUGUUGGCAUGGUAACAGAGGUCAUAGGGUUCAAUGACCCACAGAAGGAGGAGUACUUCAGGAAGAGAUUCAGAGAUAAGGAUCAGGCCAGCAGGAUCAUCUCCCACAUAAAGACAUCACGAAGCUUCCACAUCAUGUGCCACAUCCCAGUCUUCUGCUGGAUCACUGCUACAGUUCUGGAGGAUGUGUUGGAGACCAGAGAGGGAGGAGAGCUGCCCAGAACCCUGACUGAGAUGUACAUCCACUUCCUGGUGGUUCAGACCAAAGUGAAGAAGGUCAAGUAUGAUGGAGGAGCUGAAACAGAUCCACACUGGAGUCCAGAGAGCAGGAAGAUGAUUGAGUCUCUCGGAAAACUGGCUUUUGAUCAGCUGAAGAAGAGAAACUUGAUCUUCUAUGAAUCAGACCUGACAGAGUGUGGCAUCGAUAUCAGAGCAGCCUCAGUGUACUCAGGAGUGUUCACACAGAUCUUUAAAGAGGAGAGAGGUCUGUACCAGGACAAGGUGUUCUGCUUCAUCCAUCUGAGUGUUCAGGAGUUUCUGGCUGCUCUUCAUGUUCAUCAGACCUUCAUCAACUCUAGGGUCAACUUGAUGAAUGAAGAUACAUCAUCAUUUUUCUCAACAUUUUUUAACAGAUCAAAUAUAAAUUAUCUCCAUCAGAGAGCUGUUAAUCAGGCUUUACAGAGUCCAAAUGGACACCUGGACUUGUUCCUCCGCUUCCUCCUGGGACUUUCACUGCAGAGCAAUCAGAGACUCCUACAAGGUCUGCUGACAGAGACAGGAAGUAGCUCACAGACCAAUCAGGAAACAGUUCGGUACAUUAAGAAGAAGAUCAGUGAAAAUGUGUCUGCGGAGAAAAGCAUCAAUCUGUUCCAUUGUCUGAAUGAACUGAAUGAUCGUUCUCUAGCGGAGGAGAUCCAACAGUCUGUGAGUUCAGGAAGUCUCUUCACAGAUAAACUGUCUCCUGCUCAGUGGUCAGCUCUGGGUUUCAUCUUAGCAUCAUCAGGAAAAGAUCUGGAUGUAUUUGACCUGAAGAAAUACUCUGCUUCAGAGGAGGUUUUUCUGAGGCUGCUGCCAGUGGUUAAAGCCUCCAACAAAGCUCUAUUAAGUGACUGUAACCUCUCAGAGAGAAGCUGUGAAGCUCUGUCCUCAGUUCUCAGCUCCCAGUCCUCCAGUCUCAGAGAACUGGACCUGAGUAACAACAACCUGCAGGAUUCAGGAGUGAAGCUUCUCUCUGCUGGACUGAAGAGUCCAAAUGGCAACCUGGAAACUCUAAAACUGAGUGGUUGUAUCCUCUCAGAGAGAAGCUGUGAAGCUCUGUCCUCAGUUCUCAGCUCCCAGUCCUCCAGUCUCAGAGAACUGGACCUGAGUAACAACAACCUGCAGGAUUCAGGAGUGAAGAUUCUCUCUGCUGGACUGAAGAGUCCAAACUGCAACCUGGAAACUCUCAGGGUGGAGCCUGCUGGAGUCCAAUUCUUGACACCAGGUCCAUGGAGACUGAAAAGAUAUUCCUGUCAACUCACCAUCGACACAAACACAGUGAACAGAAACCUCAAACUGUCUGAAGACAACAGGAAGGUGACAUAUGUGGAGGAGCUUCAGUCAUAUCCUGAUCAUCCAGACAGAUUUGAUUAUUGGUAUCAGCUGCUGUGUAGAACUGGUCUGACUGGUCGCUGUUACUGGGAGAUCGAGUGGAGAGGAAAAGUUGAUAUAUCAGUGAGUUACAGAAGAAUCAGGAGGAAAGGAGACAGUGGAGACUGUUGGUUUGGAUUGAAUGAUCAAUCCUGGAGUCUGAGCUGCUCUAAUGUUGAUGGUUACUCUUUCUUGCACAAUAACAGAGAAAAACAUCUCUCCUCCUCCUCUGUCUCUAACAGAGUAGCAGUGUAUGUGGACUGUCCUGCUGGCAUUCUGUCCUUCUACAGAGUUUCCUCUAACUCACUGAUCCUCCUCCACACCUUCAACACCACAUUCACUGAACCUCUGAUUCCUGGAUUUACAGUUUGGUCUGGUUCCUCAGUGUUUCUGUGCUGAGUCUAAAGAAUCUCCUCCUGUUAGAAAAACUUUCUCACUGCAUAAAUAAUAGUUCAGUCUCUACAUGUCUGUUUCAUUCAGAGACAUGUUUUUAUGGAUCCAAACUGUUUCUUGGUGAAACUCUUCUACACAAUUCUUUAAAACUUUCUUCUUCUCGUUCUUAAUAGAUUUAAGCUGGCAUUAUUCCAGGAUUUUUCCAAAAUCUGUGUUUUUUUUGUUUUCAGUCAAAGAUUCACAAUGAAUAUCAGAACAUUGUAUUUCCCUCUUGUUGUCAGGACUCUGGGUUUUUGGAUUUGGGUUUUGGUCUUAUUUAUCAUUAUGUCUUAGUUCUCUUUGGGUUAGCCCUUCAUAUUUCUUUUGAUUUUAUUAUUUCAGGGCUGCAGAUGCAGAUAUUAUUAUUAUUAUUAAACCCCUACUUUCUCAUACUAUACACUCUGAAACUGCUCUUCAACUAAAUGCAGUCCUUGCUAAUACUAUGUUUCCUACCGAUUGCAAUCUUGAUAUUGAAGCUCUUAUUCUAAAUUUUAACAAUGCAUGCUCAAAUGCUCUAAAUACCGUAUCUCUCUUAAAAACUAUAAAAACUACAAAAAAGAAACUUUUAGAGCCGUGGCUUAAUGAAACUACUCAUGCACUCAGACGGGAAUGUAGGUGAGCUGAGAGGAGGUG
Xiphophorus hellerii (green swordtail) is the source of this 4052-nucleotide messenger RNA. RefSeq names its product NLR family CARD domain-containing protein 3-like. Gene Ontology annotation, molecular function: protein binding. NCBI's taxonomy places the organism in Eukaryota, Metazoa, Chordata, Actinopteri, Cyprinodontiformes, Poeciliidae. The transcript is spliced from 10 exons. The coding region runs from base 153 to 3386 and encodes 1077 amino acids. The record is from RefSeq and is a predicted model, not a curated record.